UACCGAAAACCGUAAUGGGAGGACAGACGGAGAUGUGUGCAACAGACCCUACUGUCACUUCAGGCACAGCAAACUCAGACGGGCGUCUUGUAGCGCAAACAGUAACCGGAAAUCCAAAGAGUCUUGCUCGAAACAAAAUGAGCUAGCCUAUGACCCCUGCAACCCGGAGGUGGUGAGACCGGGAGAGACGAGGAAUGGGGAACCCGCGUCAGACGUGUCGAACCCGGCUCCGUUGGACCAGGGCGCCCUGGAGCUGGAGCGGGUCAACAGGGCCAUCGAGGCCGUGCGCAACGAGGUGGAGCGAGAGCAGAAGAGGCUGUCGCGCAUCGGGGACCAAGAGUACGACCCCACCGCCAGCGCCGUCGCCAAGAGGCCCAAGCUGCCCACCGCCGUGCCCCCCCAGGAGUACAACCCCACCACCAGCGCCGUCGCCAAGAGGCCCAAGCUGCCCGUCGCCGGCCCCCCAGGAGUACAACCCCACCACCAGCGCCGUCGCCAAGAGGCCCAAGCUGCCCGUCGCCGCGCCCCCACAGGAGUACGACCCCAGCGCCGUCGCCGUCACCAAGAGGCCCAAGCUGCCCGUCGCCACGUCCCCCCAGGAGUACGACCCCAGCGCCGUCGCCGUCACCAAGAGGCCCAAGCUGCCCGUCGCCACGUCCCCCCAGGAGUACGACCCCAGCACUGUCGCCAAGAGGCCCAAGCUGUCCGUCGUCGCGCCCCCCCAGGAGUACGACCCCAGCGCCGUCGCCGUCGCCAAGAGGCCCAAGCUGCCCGUCGCCACGUCCCCACUGGAGUACGACCCGGGGAGCUACCAGAUGUCCCAGCCCGCCGACUACAACCCCACCCCGCGCUCCAACAAGUACACCCUGGACUGCGACGGCCAGGGCCCGUCCGCCAGCUCCCUGGAGUACGUGCCCACCGCCGUCACCAAGACGACCGUCAAAAAGUCGGCCCCGCCCGCGCGGACUCCCCGUUCGCCCACUCCCCCCUCCAGCCCGCCGCCUGUCCCCGCCCCAAGUCCGUACCUCUCCUCCUCAUCCAGGCACAAGUACACGCUGGACAACUCCAAACCGUGCACCGACCUCGAGUACGACCCCCUUUCCAACUACUCGUCCCGGCCCGGGAGCAAGGGCUCCAAGGGUGCGGCGGCGGCGGCAGCGGGAAACGCCGGGGCGGGGGGCAGAAAGAGGCUGCUGUCCUCGGGCGCUGGGGGCAAGCAGACCGCGACCGAGGAAGGGUACGUGCCGACUUUCAAGAAGCCCAAACGGCAGGCGGGGGCGCCCGCGGCGGGCGACUCGCAGAAGUACACCGCCAGCUUCUCCGAGUCGGACGAGGAGAGCUCCGGGACGGAGUACCGGCCCACCUCCAUCAGCCGCCUGCAGCGGAAGAAGGCCGCCGCCGGGUUUGGGGACGGCGGUUUUCGGAAAGGAGGAGAGGGCGCGGCCGGCGCGGCGAAGGAGCGGCGGGCCUCGGAGAUCGGGGACGAGGAGGGUCGUUCGCGGGACGACUCGGGAGCCUCCGACGGUUCCGGACCCGGCUCGACGCUUGACGACCGGACCGCGGCUAAAAAAACCACGGCCCAGAGCGGCCUGAAGAAAGCGAGCGGCGAAGGGAAGGAACCUUCCAGAAAGAGCGGCGGUCACAAGGAGAAGGGAGGGGACGGGAAAAAGACGGACUCGUCCAAGAAGCCCGGCAAAGAGGAGACCAAGAAGCACGGCAAGACCGAGGGGAGGAAAACAGAGGAGAAGAACAGGGCGAAGGAGAAGAACAGGGCGGAGGAGAAGAACAGGGCGGAGGAGAAGGGCGUGGACAAGAACAGCAGCAAGGAGGCGAAGAAGGCGAGGAGCGACUCCAAGAAGGACUCUAAAGGCGGGAGGACGGAGAAGCGGAAAGGAGAUUCCGGAUCCGGGCAGAGGGAGAAGGGGGGAGGAGGCGGCAGUAGUUCCCUCAAGAAGGUCAAGUCUUCGGACAAGCGCGACGGGAAGGAGUCCGCCAAACCCAGGCCGCUGGAGAACGGGAAGCUGGAGAGCGGAGCGGGGGAGAAGGGCAAGAAGCGCCAGGACAGGCCCGAUGGUGGUAAGGACCGCCGGGGGAAGGGCGGCACCGGCGGCGCCGCUGAGGGCAAAGCCAAAAAGGUGGAGAAGAAGCAGAGGUCUCUGACUCACGUGGACCUGUUCGGGGAUGAGAGCGCGGAGGAGAAAGAGGAGGAGGAGGAGGAAGACGAUGAUGAUGAUGAUGAGGGGGAUGACGACAGGCAGGGGACGGUCGUGAGGAAGUCGGCGGCCGCUUUCCGCAGGGGAAACUUCGCGAAGAGCAGGAGGAAGGAGUUGACUCCGUCGUCCUCGGACGACAACGACGACGACGGCAACGGCGUCGCCCAUGACGACUACGGGGACGAUGCCGAUGCGGACUACAGUCACCUGCAGGUGGACCUGGACUACGAGGAAGACACCAUGGAGGAGUGCCUGCGCAUCUUCAACGAGUCCAAAGAUGUGAAGACCGAAGACAAGGGGAGGCAGGCCAAGCAGGCCCCUAAGGAGACGGAGGAGGACCCUGGCACAGAGAGCGCUUUGACCACACUCUUCCCUGGGCAGAAGAAGAGAGUCUCGCAUUUCAUGGCCAAAGGAAGUGCCGACGCCCCCCCGAAGCCGGUGGUGCGGCCGUACCGGCGCCCGACUGCGCAGGAGAUCUGCUACCAGCGCAUGCAGAUCGCGCAGCAGCAGGCUGCGCAGCUGGCCGCCGCGGUCCAGAAGAAGACCACCGCCGCUGUGACCACGCCCACUUCCAGCUUCCCCGGGGAGAGGAAGAGGGUGGCGCACCGCCCCACCCAAUCAGCUCCCGCCCUGAAAUCCGGUGGCGCCGACGCGACGCAGGCCGGCGGUCAGGUGACCCCACCCAGCCGCGCGGCCUCCUCCCAGCUGUCCGUCAAGGCGCACACGUUCACCGGGAUCCUCUCCAAGACCACGUCCACCACGGCGCAGAAGAGAGUGGCUCACAUGCCCACCAUGAAGAGCUCUACUAUGAAGCGGCCAAUCAUUCCCAGCGAAUUCGGCGCCAAGGUGCCCACUAUCGUGCGCCAGCGGUACCUCAACAUCUUCAUCGACGAGUGCCUCAAAUUCUGCCCCUCUGAGGAGGCCGCCUUCGAGACGGCCCUGCAGGAGGAGAAGGUGGUGUACGACCGCAGCAGCAGCAGGAACAUCUACCUGAACGUGGCGGUCAACACGCUGAAGAAGCUGCGCAGCAAGAGCGGUUCCAACGCCUCGCCUGCCGCCAAGAGCCCUGCGGUGAGCACCAGUAGGAAGGCCCAAUCACACGAGGAGGUACUUGGGGGGCGUCUAGCGGCCAAGACGAGCUUCACCAUCAACCGAGCGGGCAGGCAGAAGGAGGAGGAGCUCACCGGAGCCUGCUUGUACAGGAAGCUGAAGGAGUACGUGAUGACCGAGGAGCAGCUGCAGGAGCACAGCUACCCCCGACCGCACCCCGACCGCCCGGGGCGGGCUGUGGUCCACAACGUCCCGGAGAAGAAGAACUUCGACCCGUUCAACAAGGUGUGCUGUCGCUGCGGGGCCGAGUACAAGGUCUCGCCCAACGGGAACUGCGUGAGGAAGGAGGAGUGCAGCCAUCACUGGGGCCGCCUGCGUCGCUACAAAGUUUCAGGGGGCUGGGAGACUCAGUACAACUGCUGUUCUGGAGCAGUGGGUUCUCCGGGUUGCCAGGUUGCUAAGCAACACGUGCAGGACGGUCGUAAGGAGGCCCUGGACAGCUACGUGACGACCUUCGAAAAGCCCCUCCCCCUCGACGGAGACGCUGGCGUCUACGCCCUCGAUUGUGAAAUGUGCUACACAAAGCAGGGUCUGGAGCUGACCAGGGUGACGGUGAUCAACUCUGAGCUCAAGGUCAUUUACGACACCUUUGUCAAGCCUGAGAGCAAGGUGGUGGAUUACAACACGCGGUUCUCUGGCGUAACUGAGGAGGAUCUGGAGGGCGCUACCAUCACCCUGCGGGACGUGCAGGCCGUGCUGCUGAGCAUGUUCAGCGCAGACUCCAUCCUGAUUGGUCACAGCCUGGAGAGCGACCUCUUUGCACUAAAGCUCAUCCACAGCACAGUGGUGGACACGGCUAUCGUCUUCCCCCAUCGCCUGGGCCUCCCCUAUAAGAGAGCCCUGCGCAACCUUAUGGCCGACUACCUCAAACGCAUCAUACAGGACAACGUGGAGGGGCAUGACUCCAGUGAGGAUGCGAGCGCCUGCAUGCAGCUGAUGAUGUGGAAAAUCCGGGAAGACACCAAGGUCAAGAGAUGACCUCAGUGCCCCCUAAGCUCCGCCCCCCCUCCCACCUCUCCUCCUGUACCAGUGCAGAGAGACGGAAAGAGAGCGCAGUGUGGCCGAGCGAGGCCGGGAGGCGUGGCCUAGCGGGGCUGGGAGGCGUGGCCUGUCGGGCUCAGUCUGCCACGCCCUGCCACAGCACUUGAGUUUCACCCGAGUGGAACCAUGACGGUGACAUGGGGAGAGAGAGAUGGGCAGGGACUGAGAGAGAGGGAGGGAAUGAGUGAGAGGGUGAGAAAGCGAGGGGGAACGAGUGAGAGCGAGAGAGUAAGAGCGAGUGAGAGAGAAUGAGAGAGUGAGAGAAAUUGAGAGAGAGAGAGUGAGAGAAUGGGAGAGUGUGAGAGGGAACGAGUGAGAGGGUGAGAGAGAGUGUGAGAGAGGGAACGAAUAAGAGAGAGAGAGUGCGUGAGAGGGGGAGCGAGAGAGUGGAUGAGAGAGAAAAUGCGUCCCAUCAGGCUGCUGACCAAUCCCGGGCCGUUCCAGUACCGCCUGUGAUCCCAUUUGACCCAUGCCAUGUGACCUGGUGUGGCCAAUCACUGUAGGCUUCUGUUUAAGGAGGGCUUGGAUGAAAGAGUGCUUUUUCCGCUCUGUUUAUUAUUAGGAUUAUCAUCAUUAUUGUUAUCAUUUUUUUUUUAUCUUCAGCGUUGUUAUUGGUGCCUGUUUCUCUUAGUUUCUCAGCCAGCGUGGGUCUCUGUGAGUCAGAUGGGCUGUGGGCCGGUCUCAAAUGCACAGCCACAACAUGGCGAAACUAUGCCAGAGCAUUUCUGUUGUUUUGUUUGUAUGUUUGUCUGUUUGUUUGUUUAUUAAGACCCCUGUAUCCCUUUAGUGCGAGGGUCUCUCAACAGUAUUUUGGGUGUUACUACACUCUCUGAAGAAAGUGUUCCAAAAGGCUGCUCUGUGUCUCCAUAGAGGAACCCCCUGUCUAGCUCAAGGGUUCUUUGUCACGCAAGAUGGUCCAAUCUGGGAGCUUUUGCACUUUUCACAUCUACCAUAGAGGGUUCCCCUAUGGAGACAUGCCAAAGAACCCUUUUUUUCCCCCCCUAAGAGUUAAUACUCCUUUAAAUCACAUACUUUUCCGCCUGGUCUAGAUCAUGAUAGAAAGAGGUUCUACAGUAUUAUUUCCGCCUUCGCCAUAUAGAAAAACCCCAGCAGCUGUCACGGGUGCGACUUAUGUCUGGCAUUCCCCAUGAUUACGACUGCUGAUAAUUAUUUUCUCCCCGCAUUCUUACAGGUAUAAUUACCAUCUGUGUUCGACGGACACGGAUGAGAAUUCUUGGUUUUAAUCGGUUUAAUUAUGAUGAAAAGGGGUUCGGUAAUACAUAGACGUGUUGGUAUUGAGGAGUUGAGCAUCGGACAAGACUUGAACAGUCAUUAUUGUGGGUUUUUUCAGCGUUUUUCAUUGUGCCGUUCUCUGGAGGCCAGUGAAUGACGUCGAGCACCCAAUGUUAUGUCUGACGUCGCGUGCAGGGUAUUGCUGCUGAAUACUUGAUCGAAGUGUUUUACCCAUGUUGCACUAGGGAAAACCUCGCCGUCAUUGGGGAUGGGGUAUGACCGCCUCACUUGAAUAUACUUAAUAAGCCUGCAUUAAUUCCCAUGGCCCAAUGUACCGUAGCAUCUGAGGAGGCAUAUCGAAGUCUUUUUAUCUUUGUUUCAGUUUAGUAAAAACACUUGUAGGAGGAAACUCCGACCGACGUGUCGGUCUUGUUUGUUAGCAGCACUUGUCGAUCCUUCAUUCUAAUGGUUUAAUCACAUUAAGGCCUGUUAUCAGAAGUGCAGUGCUUUUUCUAGGCAGAAUAUAUUUGUUAGCUUACGCGCGAAGUGACACCGAAACUGUAGCAGAAUAUGCGGCCACAGACACGCGGGGGAUUCCUCUGAUGGCCUGUCUUACAGAGGUGAUAUUGCGGGUUUUUCAGCUGAACACUGCGGUGUGACUUGGAUCUGUACGGGGCGUUGGGGCGUUGCCUAGGUCCCGGUCUUCUACCGCUUAUCAGCGUCCCUCCGUCUCGUGAAUUGCACAGUAAUGAGUUGCCCUCAUUAUUAGUAGAGCAAGUCUAGUCCUUCAUUUUUACAGGUGCAGGCGACUCCUUCCUCCUACGAGUAACGACAUUUAUGCCGUUUCAUUUUGAUGUUCAAUAAAGGCAGGUGUAUGAUUUGUAUUUAAUAAAUGUUCCCGAGUAACCUGUAAAAUCCAUGUAAAAUAGUCACACUAAUGAUGACAAACGCUCACUAUGUAAAUAUGCUGUAAUAAGUUUUUUCUUUUUUGUAUGUUUUAUUUUCUCUUAUAUUUUUGUUUCGUUUUUCUAUUAAAAACGGAAAUGGAGAAUA
This is a messenger RNA of Anguilla rostrata (American eel), 6650 nucleotides long. RefSeq names its product REX1, RNA exonuclease 1 homolog (gene rexo1). Lineage: Eukaryota; Metazoa; Chordata; Actinopteri; Anguilliformes; Anguillidae. The transcript is spliced from 16 exons. Gene Ontology annotation, cellular component: nucleus. Gene Ontology annotation, molecular function: nucleic acid binding; exonuclease activity. Bases 195 to 4301 code for a protein of 1368 amino acids. The record is from RefSeq and is a predicted model, not a curated record.